AUGAAGGUGGAGCUGGGCAGUGCCGCGGACAUUCACUUUGCCGUGACCAGCCACAACAUCGAAGCCAUCGUCAGGCACGUUUCUUCGGGAGGCGACGUCAACGCCAAGCUCCAGGGAGCGACGCCUCUGGGAGCAGCGCUCUGCAGGAAAGCAUGGGACACUGCGCAGAUUCUGCUGUCGCUUGGAGCUGAUGUGAACCAGUUCAGCCGAGACAGUGUUGGCCGUGAGGAACCACCGCUGUGCAUUGUCUGCCGCCUGGGAAAUGUCGACAUAGCAAAGAUGCUCCUUCGAAACCCUAGCAUCCGUGUGUGCCGCAGGGACAUGUUCGGCAAAACGCCUCUCUGGCUUGCUACCAAGCACGGACGGCGCGACCUCGUGUACCUUCUCCUCGUCCACAACUCCAGUGUGCGUGGCGCCACGUGCUUCGCCGACUGCCCCAUAUGGCUGUGCGCCCGCUACGGCGCGCGACACACCAUCGCCGACAUGCUUCUUGCUGCCGGAGCACCCCACGGCUGCCGCGACGGAGCAGGGAAGGACGACGUGGCCUGGGCGAUGGAGCGCGGGGAUGUAAAGCUGCUGACCGUGUUUCGGCUCGCUGGUUUCGGUGCCGGUAAAGUGUCGCCACCGAGCCUGCAGUGGCUGGCUAGGCGGGCCUACUGGAUAGGCCAGGAGGGUAGGAGGGAACCGAAGGGGCGGGACCUUGAGGGAAUGCCCAGAAGAAUCAGGGAUUAUGUGAUGCUCAAGGACAUCUACACGCAAAGCAGUCAGCGCUGAUGUCGUGAGGCCAUUACCCGAUUCUGUUUUCAAAGAAAGUGGUGCUCACCCUCCAUCUCGACAACUGCACAAUGCAGCAAAGGUUAGGGCUCUUGUCAGCCAAUCACUAAAAUAAAGCAAUAACCGUAGCAUUAGCAUGUGGGACGCAAGAAAGGUGGCAGGACAAAUGCUCGCCCUGUCACCUUUCUUGUGUCUGUUGCCUUCACGCUACAGUUAUUGCUUUAAGUAUGAACUGACUAGCUCAAGAUUAAGUGCUGCUAAGCAAUCCGUACAAAGAGCUGGCUGUGUAGUCUGACAGGGGAAGGAGGGCUUGCCCAUUGUUAGCCGCUGAUCCUUCGGUGAAGCUUCCAUUCAGGUGGCCUCACGCGGAGGGCGAUCAGAGGAGGUUGUUCCGAGGACCCCCUUCUUCUGGUUCUUCUUUUCGAUUGGCUGGCAUGACCUGUAGCUUUCUCUGCACUUUGUGGAGUUGGUGAGAGUAUAGAUAUUGCAUACGUAGCCCUCUGAGUUGAGGGUCCCAAGUUUCGCACAAUUCCGAUACAGCACUGCGUGCUGACCUGUGUGUUUGAGACCUAGCGCUGGCAUGUUCGGGUUGUGUGUACUGAACUACGUCUUGUUAGGCAUUUGGUGAAGCCAUAUCAGUGCAAAUAAAACAGACAAAAAGCAAAAGACAAGGCACCACAGGCGCUCAUGGUGUCCGGUCUUCUGUUCUUUGUGUCUGUUUUAUGUGCGUUGAUAUCAUCAAGUAUCAACCAACUAGCCCAAGAACAAGUUAUCUUAAAUUAGGAAAAAGGCACAGGGGUGCACGGGAACCUGCGUAAGAAUUGUACUAUCAGCAUAGAAAACUUAAGACCUGAGAAAAAAAUUGAAUAUUUCUGCAGCCUGGGCAUGUGUUCUGGCAUUCAAAUUUGAAAUUUGUACUAGUAUACCCACAGAUAGCAUUGUGCAGUUUUAAUGACUGGAAACACAAACUGUUAGGAAAUUAAACUUUUUUCACGGAACUGACAUCCUGUAAAUUUCUGACACUAGUGAGAAGGUUCAAUUACUGUCACAUACAUCAGCACAAAAUAUGACAGGUUCCAUUGUAAACUGUUUUCUGAACAGAACAUAGAUAGAGCUGUCCAUUUUCAUCCAUGGAGAAAGUACUGCCUAGACAUUGCAUACGUAGACAGGCUUCAGAUUCAUACGAGUCUCAAGAUUCCACGGGGCUGAAGUGCAAUAUUUGCUUUUGUACACACCUCUGUUCUUGGCAUAUUAAAAUGGCCCCAUCAUAUGUAGCCACGGAGCCACCUGGUUUCAUGCAGAUCAGAGAAAUGCAAGUAAAGUGAGUUUGGUUGGCAGUAAUAUCUGUGCUGUCUACUAAUAGCAACUAGUACAAUGAUACAAGCCUGUUCUGCAAAACCAGAUGACCUUUUGACAUCAGGCUUGUAGAACAUCGUACGCAAAGGAUACGAGUCAUAGUUUUGCUGUUCACUAGCUUGAUUGAAAGAAAAGGUGGGGUGGGGUAUGGGAACGUGCAGACAUGAAUGAUGAAGCACUUGCCAGCUGCUUACCCGUUUUGCUGCAUCAUCAGUAUAGGCUAGUGCUGGUAUCAAAGUAGUGCUUGUGAUUAUGAGGAAUGUGGCUUUUGCUGUUGAUGCUAUGCACAGUUCCCCCACCCACCUUUAGAGACGUGGAAUAUCUGGUUUUGAUAAAAUGUAACACACGGUAUUGGCAUGCGACGUGGUCGUAACUGUUGGCUAUGUGCUCUCAUGUUGCUGACAACAGAUCUGAGCUCUGUACAUUGGCAUACAAGUCACCUGGUGAAGUGAUGCUUUAUUUUUGUUUUUUCUUGAGGAAUGGCUAGUUGUGUAAUUCGAAGUGAGAACUGGAACAGUAACCAAGAUCAGUAAAUGAGUGAACAUGAUCUGGAUCGGUGAACUGGAUCAGGUUCAUGAGUGAAGUGUCCUAAUGCCAUCUGCUGUGUCAACUUAGGGAUGAAUGGUUAUGUUUGUGCUGCAUGCCUGGUGUGAUGAGGUCACUUAGCUACAAUACUCGGGAUAAUUAUAUCCUGCAUUGUUAAAGGAAUUGUUAAUUAAUAACAGGAUAAUAAAGAGAGAUAUUAAGCGACCUUAGAAAUAUGGUUGAUGCUUCUGAAAUUUGUGAAUAGGUCAGCUUUGCUGUGAGCGCAAGCGUGAUAAGCCAGAAAGAGCGCAAGAAUGGAAGGUUGGUGGUAAUACCACAUUGAAAUUCCUGUACCAGCUGCUCAUGAUCACUUCUUAAUACAGCAAUCUCGAGAAAUGAUGCAGUUCGCUGUAGGCAAAGUACGCUCGUUCGUGGUCUCUUAUUAGAGGCCCCUACUGCAUUUGGGACCUGGAGGCAGCCGAAGCCUUAGCUAGUGAGGCUGUCCAGAACAAGUUUUCAACAUGCAGUAGCAUUUCUGUGUGAAAUGUGACCACAAUUUGCACCUAAUAUCAAUACUACAAUCACUUUGUUUACACUGUACUACAUUGUAUAAGUACUAGAUAGUGACUGCCACUAUGGUAAGUACUACGUGCACCCUGCAUAAAAUGUUUCAAGCCGUCAGAAGUGGCAGCUGUUUUUAUGGAUCUUAUAAAGGUACAAUUGAACUUCGAUAUAACAAAUUAUUUGAUACUGAAGUAAAUCUAAGACCUUUCUCACUGAUAUCAGCACGUAACAAAUAUAUGCUUAUAAAAAACAUACUAUAACGGUAGGCAAGAGUAUUCCUUGCCAGAUGUGGCUUUGUCAUAACAAGGUUCAGUUGUACAUGGUAGCAACCAUUCCUUAUGCCCACAUUUUUUUCUUCUCUUAGCAGAUGAAAUCUGUAAAACUCUUUUCAUCUGUUAAGUUAAAUUGUUUAUUUGUCUAGCUCCUGCAGAGAUAUAAUAUGUAAAAGAGCUUCUAUGCAGAUUAUAUGGUGCAUUUUUUUUUUCUCUGUAUAGUUAUGUACCAUUGGUCACUUUUGAAUGGCUGGUGUAGUUGCUUUUACAGUACUCAAUUACUUUGGUGACUUAUGAUCUCUGUGAAGGUGUUUCACUGAAGCCAUGGGUGCAAUAGUACCGUAAUGAUAGCAUAUGGCAACAAAGAAAGCAUUUAUAGUGCACUACGUCAUUGAAGUUACAUAUUUAUGGAAUACCGCAAGACUUCUGUGCCUUGAGAUUCUCAGUGUGAUGCUUUGAGUCGGUCGACGAGCUGCACACGCAAGUCUUUCUCAUUGUGCUGGUAUAUGUUUGCAGUAGACCAAAGACUCUCGACCUUGUAGCCUGUGUAUCAAGACAAAGGGGAAACAGUUGUGGUUGAAGAUGUUUGUUAUUGCCGUCGCCGUCUUAUUUAUCGCGAGACCAAGUUUGCAGUGUGAUGUGUUGGCUGGGGAAUGUUUCAAGAUGGUCUCUAUUUUCACUGCUGUCUUACUAUUUAUCACGUUGGAAAUAUCUUGCACUAUGCAGUGUGUGAAACAGUGCUGUAUUCUCUCUAGUCAAGUUUGUCGAUCAGUUAGCACUGCUGUCUUGCAUUUUAAAUGUGUGGAUAAGUGAUGAUGUCUUGGAACGAAAGCUCCCUCCAUUUGACGUCAAUUCGCACGCUGAACCUAUUAGAAAGAAUUUCCUACAUUUAGCCUUAGGCCCACGACUAGACCUUUUGUAAUAGCAGGUUCGGAAAAGGCUAGUAAGAUAAAAGUCCCACCUUGACGGUGGUUGCUGGUUUCACUGGUUACUGUACGGGUGACGUAUGAACUGAUGUACUGUGCGUCACAGAAGUUUCCAUGCCAAAGUGGUAGCAGCCUGCUCGAACAUAUGUGGACGCACCGAGCUUGGCGGCAAUGAGCCGACUUGAGCCAGUAGAGGAUUCCAGAGUCCUCUAUUACUCUGAAAUCAUGCAUGUUAGCAGGCAGUAGUACUGCUACAUGGCAGUAUGUUAGAGCCAGCAGCAUGUGAUCUGGCCUGGUAACUUUUGUGACAGAUAGUAGUAUAGUUGUGCUGAUAUGAAAGUGAUUGUGACCACAUUGACCAGAUUUUAUGAAUAGGUCUAUUUUAGCUUCAUCUUGAUCUCCUGAAAAAUAAAUGUUGCAGGAUGAAAAAAAGGUAGAGAACAGUCUAAAUUGAUGCGCCUCCUAGCGCUCCAUGCACAAAAUUUGCUGCAUCAGGACAUUGUUAUCCAGCUUGGUUAAGCCCAAAGUGAUUACGUCAAUUUUGUGUGCGACUGUACAGUCUUGGGCUUUAUGAACGUGAACACAGGAUCGCCUACCACUUUAUGCAGGCAGAGCACUCUUGUGAGCAGCUAGUGCAUUCUCGUUGUGUAAAGGUUUAACAGAUGCACUGCUUAAUCACUCACAUGUCUGAUACAGUCAAUACUGCACAGCAUCUGAAAAUGAUGGAACAUGCAGUCUUGUGCUUAAGUGCAUUGACCUACGGUCUGGCAGUAGGCUGUAGCAGAUGGCUCACAUGCACAUUAUCUAUUUUCUAGACAAGCCAUGGGAGUGCACUAGCCACCUGCCAGAAUGCUCUGCCAGUACCGAGCAGCAAGUGCUCACAUGUUCACUAUCAAAGAUAGUGACUAUCUGCCAUUUGCACCCAUGGUGAUAAUAUGAUCACAGUGCCCCAUGGCCAUUAUAUGAUCCAUGUCUGGACACGUAAUGAUUGCGCAAAACUGUGCGUGCAUGGUUCAGGAAGCUUCGUUAUUUGUCGGCAGUGGCUUUGUAGCUCAGUAGGAGAGAUCUCCCUUCGUCAAAGUGUUCACUGAGCUGUGCAGACUCGCACACAUAUGAAUCUCGCUGUUUCGUGAAAGCCGGAACAGGUGUGCAAGGCUUAACUGACAAUGUGCAAUGUUUCUCGAGGUACAGAGAAGUUGGUGCCAAAGUCUGGGUGUUUAUUUUUUUUGCCUAGUCUUCAAUGCGGCACGCGUGCAACCCUCCUCUGGUGCUGUGGCGAGAUGUAUUUGUAUUCGUGGUUGUGUUGGUGGCACACUUUUGAAUAAAGGUUUUGAGAUUGCCUUGA
Messenger RNA from Dermacentor silvarum, 5762 nucleotides. RefSeq names its product ankyrin repeat and SOCS box protein 14. The record is from RefSeq and is a predicted model, not a curated record. The transcript has 3 exons. The coding region runs from base 1 to 774 and encodes 257 amino acids. NCBI's taxonomy places the organism in Eukaryota, Metazoa, Arthropoda, Arachnida, Ixodida, Ixodidae. Gene Ontology annotation, molecular function: protein binding.